AUGGAUAUCUCUGGUUUGGUUCCUUCGUACCAUGACCAUGAUCGAACGGUCUCUUCUGCUGAGCUGAAUGGGGCCAUCAUGGCGCCUCAAUACGCACCUGUUCAGACCUACAGUGGAGUGACUACCCACAGCGUAGAGGUAGUUGCCCACCACCAGAUGCAGCACCAGCAGCCGUUCAGCUACGAUGGUCUCCACGGAGCCACUGCCAGCACCAACAUCGUUCCGACUUUCGCGCCUGCAGCCCCCGCGAGCAUGAAUUUCAUGCAGCAGAGGCCACUCGCACGCUUGACGCAAGGAGACACCGGGCAUCAGCCAGCUUCCUAUGUACACGUGCAGCUGGAACCGAGGCAGAGUUACUUCCAACAACAUGCCAGUCGCAAUCCUGCUAUCAAGUCGGAGUCGGUGUGGCCAGUCACCCGCCCUGUUCAGUCUUCCGAAACGGCGAGCACCAGCAGAGUCAUCCCAGAUGAAUCCAAAGAAAUUGCUUUCCACACACCAAUGGACGAGCUUAUGAAAGUUAUCCAGGCCAAGUCGCCAAAUAAGCUACAACAGGAACCUUCCUCGGCUGGGCAGAAAAAACCAGCGGCGGCCAAGAAGCGUUACCGAUGUACCAUCACCGACGAGUGCGACAUGAGCUUCUCUCAAAAGACCCAUCUCGACAUCCACGAGCGAAAGCACACAGGAGAGAGGCCCUACUUCUGCACUUUUGAAGGCUGCGGUCUGACAUUCUCUCAGCUUGGGAAUAAGAAGUCGCACGAACGUCUCCACACCGGAGAACGUCCAUACAAUUGCCCAAAAUGCGACAGAAAUUUCGCCCAGAAGGGCCAGGUGCGAGCUCACAUGAACGUACAUCUGGGAGUGAAGCCCUUCAUCUGUCGGUUUGAAGAGAACGGAAAAGAGUGCGGGAAGCUGUUUACCCAGCGCGGUAACUUGAAGUCCCACUGCAACAACUUUCACAAAGAAACCAUCGCGGAGCUCACCAUCAAGUUCGCCUCCACCGAGCCAGAGCAGAUGACGCGCGCCGAGAAGGAGAUGCGGGAGUACUUCAGCAACCUAUUCAAGAACUCUAACAAGGGCAUCAAGGGCCGCGGCGUAGGCCGCAAGAUCAGCCACGGCUCGCGCGCGCUCCAGGCCCGCAUGCAGGGCCUGAAUAUCGAGUCCUCGUCCUCGUCCUCGUCCUCCUCGUCCCGCAGCCGCAGCCGCAGCCGCAGUAGGUACCGCGCCUCGCCGCCGGGCUCCGCGCGCGCCAACAUGGAUGUGAUGGCCAUACAGGGCGGGGGCGUCGGCCCCGAGCACCAACACCACCUCCACAACCGGUACGAGAUGUUCGAGGGCAGCGACGCCGGCAGCAGCAGCGGUAGCAGCAGCGGUAGCAGCAGUAGCAGCCAGAGCGACCAGUCCUCGAUGCACUCGAGCCCGGGCUCGGACGCGUCGUACGAGUACUCCCACGCUGAUGUGUUCGGCGAGAGCGAGCGCGUGCACAUUCACUUGGCUUUCGGGGACCGGAUGCCCUACUGA
Messenger RNA from Drepanopeziza brunnea f. sp. 'multigermtubi' MB_m1, 1518 nucleotides. RefSeq lists its product as uncharacterized. Lineage: Eukaryota; Fungi; Ascomycota; Leotiomycetes; Helotiales; Drepanopezizaceae. Gene Ontology annotation, cellular component: transcription regulator complex; PcG protein complex; chromatin. The record is from RefSeq and is a predicted model, not a curated record. Gene Ontology annotation, biological process: regulation of transcription by RNA polymerase II. Gene Ontology annotation, molecular function: DNA-binding transcription factor activity, RNA polymerase II-specific; RNA polymerase II cis-regulatory region sequence-specific DNA binding.